Molecule: messenger RNA, 950 nt
Organism: Trichomonas vaginalis G3
Lineage: Eukaryota; Parabasalia; Trichomonadida; Trichomonadidae
Exons: 1
Source: RefSeq, a predicted model, not a curated record
AUGUACAGAAUAGACGUUUCAGAUUUUUAUGACUUCCAAGCGUUCAGAAAUAUGUGUCCAUUUAGAGACUAUAACAAAGCAGUCGAGAAUUUGAAACGUUUAGUCAUUUAUGUCGACUCUGCCCCAGAAUGUUAUGUUAUGAAAGAAUGGGAUGUUGUCUUUAACAAACCAAGAGCGACAAUAGUUUCAGAACAAGAAUGUAGACAGAAACUUAAGAAAAUAAAAGUCGUACAAGUUGGUAUGAAGAUGUUAGAUGCUUGGGAUAUCUUAUUGUCAAAGUUAGAAGAUUUUUCAGUUCGUGGUAUAAAGUUCUAUACACCAUCUCCAAACUUCUAUUCUAUCUUCACUGGAUAUAAAUACGAACAAGUAGAAUGGAAAGAAAAUGUUAUAGAAGCUUGGUUAGACCAUGUCAAAGAAAUUAUAUGCAAUGGAAACGAAAGAGUCUAUGAGUAUAUCUUAUGUUGGUUUGCAAACAUCUUACAAUAUCCAAGUGCUAAAAAUGAAACUGCUCUCAUUAUAAUUGGAAAACAAGGAACAGGUAAGAACACUUUCUUUACAGAUAUCUUAUGCAAACUGUUAGAGGGCUAUUCGAACCCGAAUAUGACAAACUUAGAAAACAUCUGCGGUAAAUUUAACUCUUCAAUAGAGAAUAUGAAACUUAUAGUAUGUAACGAACUUCAAAGUAUAGAUACAACAAAGGUUUUAAACUCAGAUGCUUUGAAGAGUCUUAUAACAGACAAAGUUGGAGUUGUUGAAAGAAAAUAUAAAGACCAAAGAGUUUGUGAAAAUGUUGCAAAUUUCAUCAUGGUUUCAAACAAUGCCGUUCCGAUGAAGUUAGAAAGUUCUGACAGAAGAUAUGUAGUUGUCAGAACGUCAGAUUCUCAUAUGCAAGAUACAGAAUAUUUUGACGACUUAGCAGAAACUUUGACACCUAACUUUUACAACCACUU